Messenger RNA from Drosophila albomicans, 969 nucleotides. RefSeq lists its product as uncharacterized. The record is from RefSeq and is a predicted model, not a curated record. NCBI's taxonomy places the organism in Eukaryota, Metazoa, Arthropoda, Insecta, Diptera, Drosophilidae. The transcript has 3 exons. Bases 102 to 359 code for a protein of 85 amino acids.
UUCGACACCUGGAAAAUAUUGGUAAUUAAAAUUUGCCAUGUUAGCCAGCUAAGCCGGUUCGUGGUUUGGCUCUCUGACGUUGUCUAAUAAUGUUGUAAAACAUGUUGCCAUUAAAUAAAGCGACAGACAUGGCCAAAAUAACACCCCAAAGGCAGCAGCAGCAGCAGCAACAACAACAAAAGCAGCACGAGCAGCAACAGCAGGCGUUACAUUUUAUUGACUUUAUUGACAACCCAACGAAACGAAAAAAACAUCCAAAUAAUAUUAAUAUAUACCCCUCCAUAUAUAUAUUUGUAUGUACUCGUAAUUAUCUCCCUAAGUAUCCGACAAGUACAACCACAACAAUAUCUUCCAUCUAAUACAAUACUUAAGUAGCUGUAUGUGAGCAAGUCAUUUGGGGUAAUAACACAACACUCGAAUAUAAUCAAAGUCAAGAGUAAUUUCAAGAAUUCAACUCAUGACAUUUGACCAUCUGCGAUUACAUAAAACAAUUUAAUAAACCCAUGAAAAAUCAAAAAAUGCGAUAACUGCGAACCAACUACAACUACAACAAGGGAAACAUUGGCUCAAACUCACAUGUGUGGCAAUAAAAAUUCCUUGAGUAAACACACACACAGAGAGGAGUGAGCCCAAUGAUGGGCGGACAAACUGAAGGGAACUGAAAGACAAAAGCCAUAUCAACUACGCGUGCUCGCAACUAUCUGGCGAAUGUAAUCAGCCAAAAACCAAAAGAGCAGCGAGAGGCUGAGAGCAAAGAUCCCUGAGUAGCCAGAACUCUGUCCCAGACAUAGACUCAGAGUCAGAGGCAGACUCAGCGUAAUGUUGCUUGUUAGUACUAAUGAUGGCUAACUUUCCGACAUCUUCGCUUCUUGUGCCCCAAUGAGCCAGCAGAUGCUGAAACAAAUAAAGAAAAUAAAUGGCAUGCAUAGAGCUAAUAAAACAACGAAAUUUAAAUACUCUAACUAUUUA